Molecule: messenger RNA, 867 nt
Organism: Anopheles coustani
Lineage: Eukaryota; Metazoa; Arthropoda; Insecta; Diptera; Culicidae
Product: myosin heavy chain, cardiac muscle isoform-like
Exons: 6
Coding region: 1-867 (288 amino acids)
Source: RefSeq, a predicted model, not a curated record
AUGGAUAUAUACGAAGAAAAUUUGUUACGAUUAAAUAAAAAGAUACGCGAGUUAAUGAGUCAUAUAGACACAUUGGAGACAAAAAACCAAAAGCUGCUGCAGGAAAACAGUGUGCUCGUGGAUGAUGUAGCAAACUUUCGAGUUCAACACGCAAUUGCCGAAGAGGGCCGACUGCGGUGUAAAUCAGUGCUCGAGAAGGAAAUGGCUCGCAGCAGCGAACAGUUCGAGGCGCAGAAAUUGCUCAAGAAGCGAUACAACGAUUUAAUCAAAGAGUAUGUAGCCCAGAACCAAAAGCUACGAACUUACGAAAGUCAAGAUAACGCUAAACCGGUGCUAGAGAACCGGAAAAGAGUUCCGGUCGAGAUAAUAGGAACGCUCUCUGAUAUCGGAAAACCUAAAGCCCAUGAGGAAAAAGUGGCUGCCCUGGAAAACCGAUGUGCCAAGUUGGAAAAGGAGCUUUACAAAGCAUACGCCAUUAUUGACGACUUGGAGUUUGAUCUUGAAUCGAUUGACCAUCUGGAAGAAACGAAUCAACGGUUGGAGAAACAAAUUCGAGAACUUAAAGCUGAACUUGCGCAGGGUUGUCGUUGCGCUCCGCCCACACCAACAAGCGCCAACAGCGUGUCUUCACCUCUGCCCGGUGAUUCAAUAUACACUUUCGAAAGUAUCGAAACAACCGAACACGGCUCCCAGCAGGAUGAAUCAAAGGAAAAUAAAGAGGUAAAAUAUACAGAGCAGACUAAUGCUGACGACACGCUCUCAAAUUACCUGUCAGGAAGUGAGGAGCAAGAACAUAUCUAUAGUAAUAUUACACGUUCUACAUCGAAUACAGACGAAAGUGAGUUAGCUGCAAAUUCCACGCUAUAA